This is a messenger RNA of Cladocopium goreaui, 4901 nucleotides long. NCBI's taxonomy places the organism in Eukaryota, Dinophyceae, Suessiales, Symbiodiniaceae. The record is from the annotation of a GenBank genome assembly.
CCCGUACCCAGCGUCGUCGCAGCAAUGGGCGUCGGCUCGCUAUGGGCGCCUCUGGGAGCGUCGAAGCGCCCGAUGCCGAUGAGCUGAAGCGGCUCUUUGACAAACAUGACGUGACGCGCUCGGGAAAUCUGGAGCGACAAGAGGCCUAUGCCCUCAUAGAAGACCUGCGGCUACGCUAUGGAAUGGAGGAGGAACUUCCGGACUCUUUCAAAGACGCUGUCUUCAAGGACUUUGACAAAGACAAUGCCGAAACCUGGAGCUGGCACGACGUGCGAGUGUUGAGUGGUGAAGGGUGGCAUGCGAUGCGUCGCCGACUGCAGCGAGUCAGAGUACGGGGAGGGCAGAGGCACAACCGUGCUCAGCGGCAGAAGGAGAAGACUCUGGCAGAAAGUGCCUCUUCUGCCUGGGCAAAGGUUUCUGGGGCCGGUGCUGCCCUUGCAGCCAUGAAAGAUGUUGAGAAAGUCAAAGAUCUGGAGGAAGAGAUUGAAUUGGACUUCCACCCGAUGAGAAUCGAGAACAUCUCCAUCGGCCAGGAGGCAUGGACCUUUGCUCCACAGAUCGACAUGCGAGUGAUUCGCGGCGACCCGCGACGUGGCAGAGCAGCUCCACAUGAGGUGAACGAAGCAAUCUUCAAGGGGAUACCUUUCGACAGCGCUAGCGAUGCGACAUGGCAGAUCCACCGCUUCAAGGCACUGAACCUGGUCGCUGGCCGUUUCCGAGCCACCAGCUUGAGCGCGGCGGCUUUGCGGCAGAAUGAGGCCUUUGCGGUCAACUUCCUUGCAGCGGGUGCAGGGUGUCAGGGCCCAGCCGUGGCGGCGCCGCGGCGCAUGUCGCUGCAGGUACCGCUGCGAGAGAUGACGACGGCGGAGGUGGAGCAGAUCAGCGGGAGACUGGCGGAAGUGAAGCGCAGCUGCCAUGACUUCGGUGAGGCCCCGACGGCCGUGGAGGAGGCGCGAGGCCCCGUGGAGGAGGUGGUGGCACAGAAGGUUGUCAUGAAGACUCGCACCAGUGAUGCGAGCAAUGGCGAUGUCGUGGAUACCUGUCGAGCACAGCGACGGGUUCGGAAGCAGUUUGAGGAGAUCGAUGCUGGCAGACUGGAUCCGCAGAGCGUUUUUUCCAAGAUCUCAGGUGCUGAUCAGCGGGUGAAACUGAAACUCCACUACUUCCGGGAUCGUUCAGACCUGGUCCUUCCAGCCAUUGAAGACCGUUUCGUGACACACGAUGCCAAACGGGAUUGUUUGUUGCUGGAUCUUCCUCUCUUGCAGAGCCAGACACCUGGAUCGCUCUCAGCGCGCACACCACGGAAGGCGACACCACGCAAGUUCAAGGAGAUCGAGGUUUCUUUGUCACGGCCAAAUUUGGAUGAAAUGGAAUUUCCAGAGAUUUCUCCAGAGAUUUCUCCAGAGAUUUCCCUGGAGCCAUCCAGUUCCCAUCAAGCCUCACGCUUUGACUCGCAACGAACUCGUCCUGGCCGUAUUGAAACAGCUGAGCAGAAGUCACUUCGCUUGAUGAGAGCAGCACGGAUCAGAGAUGAACGAAUUUUGGUUGCUCAGCACAAUGUGAAGUACGCAGAGUUGGAGUGGCGCCUGAAUCACUUCGAAAUGUGCCGACGAAAGAAUGCGCGAAAGAAAUUGGCGACAACCCAACGUAUUGUGCUUUCGUGGCUGACGCUUGCUUUCGUGACAAAGAUGUGGCAAGAGGCUCUGCUGAGAGACCGAUGGCAACGGGCAGCACGAUCCUACAACUUUGGCGACCACUAUGCCAAUCGAUCAAAGGCACAUUGGCAACGAGCACAGAAACUGGUUCACAAGAGCAUGAAAGAGAGUUGCAGGAACAUGAAUGACUUUAGACAAGUUUUGCAGGUGCGCUCUACCAGAAGCAAAGCCGCCUGGAAACGUUGGGACCAAAUUUGGCUCAUCUUGAAGUUCAUCAGCCGUCUGAGGGUGCGAAUCAAGUUCAAUCGAGCUGCCGAUGCCAUCAAGCAGUUCAUUGACAGCUCCUGGCGGGGGAUGCACUUCCGCUCCAAAGUUGGAGUUUACCUGGCCAACGUUCGGGAGAGAACAACCAGAAGACUGGCCAAGGCAACGGGCACUUCGAGCAGCUCAUCGAUUUCGCGUCAACGAGAGAAGUUGAAAGCACACCUGCCGAAAGAUUACACCAAGCAGAAGAUCAACCAGCACCGUCAAGCAUGGGACUGGGACGGCCGUAUACGAGCAUUGCAAGACCUGGCCAAGGAACGGCGAAUCAAAGGACCACGGGAGGAUAGGAACAGGGAGGGGCAAGUCUUUUUUUCCGAGCUCGGGGAAGCCAUCUCCAACUCCAACCCUGGCACGGAUCGCAAACAGCAGCAGGCAUGGAACGUGGCCAACCACGUCCUGGAUCACUACAGACUUGACUUGGAGAGUCGCAGAAACGUGGUUCGCCUUGCCUUUCUUCAGUCGCUUGAGCGAUGGAAGAAUGCCCACUCUGCCUUCAAGAAAGAGAAGAAGCGGUUGAAUGUGCUGUGGCAACAGUGGCGCCUUGAGAUUCAAGCGCUGGGAAAGACACAAAAGGAUCACUGGCCGCCGCCACCCUCCCAUGUGGAGCCGCCUUCAGAGCUCUUCCGGGUGGAUACCAAGAAGAUGACGUCGUUGAUCGUUUCCGGCCUGGCACAGACGGCCUUGGGUCGCAGCCUUUUUGCUCGCGACAUCCGUGACAUGAGGGCCUCCGGCUCCGGAGAUCCUGAGGGCAGGAGCUGUUUCCAAGUUUCAGCGCUGCCCUGGACAACGGCACUGGAGAGGGGUCUCUAUGUGCACGUCAUCCUCAGCGACACUCGCUUCGGCGUUGGCUUGGGCCCCCUGGCCGAACUGCUGCUGACCUUGGGAGAAGUCUUAGACAUGCUCCGAGCACCCCAGGCUGCAUCGGGGAAACGGACAAAAACGGCGGUGGAAGCAACUGCUCCCAAGUCAAAGUGCAUAGCGGUCUCUGUGAAAGUAGCAAGUCUCAGGGCAGCUGGAUAUCAGGACUUUGAAACAUGGCUCCAAGAUAAAGGAAAUCUGUACGUGGGCCGCCGUGGCCGCAUCUUCAUCCAUGAUGGAAGCUCCAAGCGCAUCUUCCACUUCCCCGGCUCCAAAUGGCAGAAUCCAUUCGCAGUCUCCAAAACCACAUCGCGACAGAUGGCGUGUGAGAAGUUUCGCAGCGCGCUGCUGGAUGGGUCCUUAAAAGAUGGGGACGGCCAACCUCUCCGUGAGAAAUUGUCAGAACUGCGUGACUUUCGCUUGGGCUGUUGGUGCAAACCGGAGGCCUGUCAUGCAGACGUGCUGGCCGAACUGGCCAAUGCAGAGCCCUGUCGCUUUCAGAUGCAGCCCUUUGCCGUUGACCAGUCAAAAGUUCUUGUCCGUCCCCCCGUGACACUGGUGGCACAGUUUGGCGGAUUGAGACCCAGCUUUCAUCGCUGGAUCCACGUCAUCCGUGCCGAGAGCCUGCCGGAGGACGCCUUCCUCGUGGAAGUGGAGCUAUUGGCCAACGAGGGACGCGGCUGUGUCCUGGUGACCGGAAGAUCCGAUGUCAAAAGUGGUCCUGACCCCAUUUUCCACAAUUCCAUUUGCUUGGACUGGGAUGAUGAGACCGAUAUGGCGGUCAACUGCAAGGUGAUCCGCUCCGGUAUGGGCUUCAACCAGGAGCCCUUUGCGGAGCUCAGGGAAAAGCUGUCGCAGGGCUUUGUUGAUCCUGUUGGGCGCUCUGUGAGAUUAGACCUGCGCUGCUUGGACGGUACAGGGACAAAUGCAGAAAUCUCCUUACACUUUGCCGAGAUCAUGCCUGAGGCAUCUUUGAGUAUCAACAUCAGCUCUGCGACUGGAUUAGCGCCAAAAAGCGAGGCAUGGACCUUCAAUCCCUUCGUAGAGGCUUCUAUCUACAGCCGCGAUCCUCGCUUGGGCAGCCUUGGUCGCGCGGCGAAGGUAGCCACUGGCCAGACCGAGACGCUGAACAAUUGCCACACCGAUCCACACUGGCUGCAACCAGUUGUUCUGAAAGUUGUGCCGGAGCCAGACCUCUUCCUCCGCAUCGUGGCGUGCUCUGAGGUGGCUUUAGGAGUUACCAGGAACUGGGAUGAGCUCGCGGAUUUUGCCUUGGAAUUCCAAGAGGUCAUGAAGCUGGCGCAAGGCUCUGUGGAGCGCCAAUUCAGCAUGACAAGGCUCAUCGACAUGAAACGCCAUGGCGAAUCUCUGAUCUUCUUGAGCUUUGCACAGGUUGGAGGAAACGUGGGAGCAGCAGCUUUUGAAACUGCAGCCGUCGGUGCGAUGCCGAUGCCCGGCAUUGGGCGGGUGCCCCAGCAGGCGGACACAAGGAAUGACAGCCCAACCAGAGCCAUGAAACACACGACUGUGCAACUUCCAAUUUCACCCGGCUACAGCUUGCCACCACAGCCAGCGUUGCAAGGAGUCCAACCUUUGGGGCAAGUUCUGCAGGCUCAUGGUCAGGAGGUUCCGGACGUCAUCGCUCGGCUCUAUGGGCCACCGCAGGAGCCGAGGUUCUUGCAGACCCCUGCACCGCCAGCGGCGCCACCUGCACGCCUGGAUUUCCCGACCAUAGCCCAACUCGGUAACGAAGACUCCACGGUGCAGACCUGCGAGGUCCUGCGAGGUCCUGCGAGGUCCUGCGAGGUCCUGCGAGGUCCUGGCGUUCCGCAGAUGACCAGUGGCUCUUUGGAAAGUGAUGGAACUUGCAAGGGCCAGAAAUGUCCAGCAUCCAGAAGCAUCCAGAAGCAUCCAGAAGCACAGGAUGCUGACGCGCAAGGCAUGUCAUUGACCUUCUUGACCUGUACCACUCACCAACCGCAGCGUCGCCAGAUGUGGCCAGCCAUGGGGCCAUGGCCAGCAUUGCAUUGCCAACCUGGAGCUCCCACACUCCACAAAGACUGA